Messenger RNA from Trifolium pratense (red clover), 1813 nucleotides. RefSeq lists its product as uncharacterized. The transcript has 8 exons. The record is from RefSeq and is a predicted model, not a curated record. Lineage: Eukaryota; Viridiplantae; Streptophyta; Magnoliopsida; Fabales; Fabaceae. Bases 125 to 1753 code for a protein of 542 amino acids.
AAACAAAGACAAGACAAAGAAAUUUCGCUGGUUAUUCGAUUCAACCGAAGAUGCAAACUACCUUAUUCUCUCACAAACACAUUUUCCAUUAUUAUUUUCCCACAUUUUCCUUCAUUUUCCCGUGAUGGCAGUUUCAGCCUUCAAAUCUUCUUCACGAAGAGGAAACCAACCAUCAUCUUCUUCCACUUCAACUCCCACCACCACCACCACUAACAGAGCUCCUCCAAUUCGAAGGUCAAGAAGCGUAAGCGCGUUUUCUAGAACCAACAACACUUUCGAUUUUUCCACUGAGUUUCUUAACAAAAGGGAUAAUCCUCUCUUUGACCAAAUUUCCAAAUCUAAUGAAACAACGGUUCCGUUUCUAGAAACUUCUACGCCUGUUAGAGGACGUUCUGCGGCGCGAAAUGGUGACCCGAGUCGGAAGGAUACGAGUCGGAGUGUUUCUAGAGUCGAUACGGGUCGGAAUGUUUCUAGAGUCGAUACGGGUCGGAGGUCGACCCGUUCUGCUUCACAGUGUCCGGUUUCGCGGCGAAACUUUAACUCUUCCACUUCUGAGAGUGAAGCUGAUUGUAAAGAUAGGAAGGGUCUGAAGUUAGGUGGGAGUAACAGAAAAAGUGGUUUGUUUGGAAGAACUGAUAACAAUAUGAUUGAUCAAGAGAAAGAUCUGCGCAGGUGGUCUAGUCAGCAUUUAGCCGUUGAGGUGUCAGAUUGUUUUGCUGCAACUCCGCCUGGUUUGCAAACUCGAAACUGUGAUGAUGCGGUUUCUACAGCAAGUUCUGGAUUUGGUUGCAAUGAGAAAACUAUCAGAGCAGUUUGUGAGCAAAAGUCAAUACAAAGGGAUCAGCCAGGAAGCAGUGAGAUAUAUGAAACAGUUCGUUCUGAAGUGAGACGGGCUAUGUCUGAGAUUCAGAUUGACCUCGAAAGUUCUAUUCAAAGGAGUAAUCCUACAGCCAUUACUGUUGCCAACAUCGCUGAUAUUCAUCCUGACUUGCUAAACCCUGGUACAGUAGAAUUAGCAUUGGAGAUUAGAAGUGAGUAUACCAAAAAGCUUGAAGAGGCGGAAGAGCGAGCUAGACGUCUUAGAGCAGAUCUGGCAGUUGAAGAACAUCGAAUACGAGAACUGGAUAGAAUCUUGAGAGAAGUUCUUCCAUAUCCCAAGACCCCUAAUAUACCAAAGUCCCGUCCAUCAAGAAAAUCAAGUAUUGAAAGAAAAAGGAUGUCGAAACGUCUUGCAGAAGAUGCCAAGGCUUAUUUUGACGAGUGUGUGUCACUAUCAACAUUCGAUAGUUCAGACUUUUCAUCCCAAGAGGAUCCUCCACUCAGCAUGGUUGGUCCACCUACUUCAUCUCGUUUAACCGAGGAAUCAGGCACUCGAGAACAAUAUCAUGAUAUCCAUUACGGCACAUUGCAGCAGCCACAAGGCAGCAUUGAUUCUGAGGAAGCUAGGCAUGGUCAAAUCAGCUCAACCGCUGAUAGCAAAGAAACUGAUUAUAAUUCUAAAACCUGUUUCUCCUUUGCACAGAAGCCAUCCGAAGGCGCUAUACUUCAUCAACAAGAUAUCCAACAAUACAUAAAAAAGUUUGAGAAAAAUGUUUCGAAGUUGCCAACUAUGAGAUCGAAUUAUGGCGAGCUGCGUGAUUAUAGUUUUCAAACAUCAGCUGAGAGCUUGUUGUUUGACAGGGUGCUACUGAAAAAUAGAAUUGAUUCUGGUCGUUUUUUACUAUGUGAUGGUGGUAACUUUUGGUCGUCUUAACAUUCUGUAUAAUAAAAAAAUAUUAGUUCAAAGUUAAUAUCAUUCCCUUUUUAGUUUAAA